This is a messenger RNA of Brenthis ino (lesser marbled fritillary), 327 nucleotides long. The record is from the annotation of a GenBank genome assembly. NCBI's taxonomy places the organism in Eukaryota, Metazoa, Arthropoda, Insecta, Lepidoptera, Nymphalidae.
AUGGAAGGCGGCUGGGCGGGCGGUAGGGCGGCGAGCGCAGGCGCGGCGGUAUCGACUGACAGGGCGGAGGGCAGCGCCUCGGCCGGAGCGGGCAGCGCGGCAGUCGGGCGCCCGCCGCCGCCUCACGACCAUGGAGGCGCAUCAGCAACCCGCGCCGCCCGCCCUGCCGACCGCCGCGCGGCCCCUCGUCAACCCCGACGAGUAUGGCGAAGUGGACACCUCCAGAUACCCUGCGCCGAAAGAAGCGACGCACAAAGUGCGGGGCCGCAGCGACGUGCUCGAGCUGAUCUGCGGAGCCGGUACCGUCGAUCCCGAACUACUCACUGU